Molecule: messenger RNA, 2288 nt
Organism: Arabidopsis thaliana (thale cress)
Lineage: Eukaryota; Viridiplantae; Streptophyta; Magnoliopsida; Brassicales; Brassicaceae
Product: pentatricopeptide (PPR) repeat-containing protein
Exons: 1
Coding region: 44-2161 (705 amino acids)
Biological process (GO): system development; plant gross anatomical part developmental process; RNA modification
Cellular component (GO): mitochondrion
Molecular function (GO): RNA binding; zinc ion binding
Source: RefSeq, marked reviewed
CAAGUUAAAGGUUCAUCACUCAGAGCUAGGUAGUACUCUGAGUAUGAAGUCACAGAUACUCCUACGUCGAACGUAUAGCACAACCAUCCCUCCUCCCACAGCAAAUGUUAGAAUCACUCAUCUCUCUCGUAUCGGCAAGAUUCAUGAAGCUCGGAAGCUUUUCGAUUCAUGUGACUCGAAAUCAAUCUCUUCCUGGAACUCUAUGGUUGCUGGGUACUUUGCGAAUCUAAUGCCCCGAGAUGCACGGAAACUGUUCGAUGAAAUGCCUGACAGAAACAUCAUCUCUUGGAAUGGUUUGGUGUCCGGGUAUAUGAAGAACGGGGAGAUUGACGAAGCUAGGAAAGUGUUUGAUUUAAUGCCUGAGAGGAAUGUUGUCUCAUGGACGGCGUUGGUGAAAGGGUAUGUGCACAAUGGUAAGGUUGAUGUGGCAGAGUCGUUGUUUUGGAAAAUGCCUGAGAAGAAUAAGGUUUCUUGGACUGUGAUGCUUAUUGGGUUUUUGCAAGAUGGGCGAAUCGAUGAUGCGUGUAAGCUGUAUGAAAUGAUACCGGAUAAAGAUAAUAUUGCAAGGACUAGUAUGAUUCAUGGAUUGUGCAAAGAAGGAAGAGUGGAUGAGGCAAGAGAGAUUUUUGAUGAGAUGUCAGAGAGAAGUGUGAUUACUUGGACUACAAUGGUCACAGGAUAUGGGCAGAACAAUCGUGUGGAUGAUGCUAGGAAGAUUUUUGAUGUGAUGCCAGAGAAAACUGAAGUUUCAUGGACUUCCAUGCUUAUGGGCUAUGUACAGAAUGGGCGAAUUGAGGAUGCUGAAGAACUUUUUGAAGUUAUGCCAGUGAAGCCAGUUAUUGCGUGUAAUGCUAUGAUUUCCGGGCUUGGACAGAAAGGAGAGAUAGCAAAAGCAAGAAGGGUUUUUGAUUCAAUGAAGGAGAGAAAUGAUGCAUCUUGGCAAACGGUGAUCAAAAUUCACGAAAGAAACGGUUUUGAAUUGGAGGCUCUUGAUUUAUUUAUUCUGAUGCAGAAACAGGGAGUUAGACCCACUUUUCCAACAUUGAUAAGCAUUCUUUCGGUCUGCGCCAGCUUAGCAAGCCUCCACCAUGGUAAACAGGUCCAUGCUCAGUUGGUUAGAUGUCAAUUUGAUGUUGAUGUGUAUGUUGCGUCUGUUUUAAUGACAAUGUACAUUAAAUGCGGCGAGCUUGUGAAGUCUAAACUAAUAUUUGACAGGUUUCCUUCAAAGGACAUUAUCAUGUGGAAUUCAAUCAUAUCUGGUUAUGCCUCACACGGUCUUGGAGAGGAAGCAUUAAAGGUUUUCUGUGAGAUGCCUUUGUCUGGUAGUACUAAGCCUAACGAAGUCACCUUCGUUGCAACUCUCUCAGCAUGUAGUUACGCUGGGAUGGUUGAGGAAGGGCUUAAGAUCUAUGAAUCUAUGGAAUCAGUUUUUGGGGUUAAGCCAAUCACCGCGCAUUAUGCUUGCAUGGUAGAUAUGCUUGGGCGUGCAGGACGGUUUAAUGAGGCAAUGGAAAUGAUUGAUAGUAUGACUGUCGAACCAGAUGCUGCAGUUUGGGGUUCUCUAUUAGGAGCGUGCAGAACUCACUCGCAGCUGGAUGUGGCAGAAUUUUGUGCGAAGAAACUCAUAGAGAUUGAACCGGAGAAUUCUGGGACUUACAUCUUGCUCUCCAACAUGUAUGCAUCUCAAGGUAGGUGGGCUGACGUUGCAGAACUGAGAAAACUUAUGAAGACUAGGUUGGUAAGAAAAUCACCAGGUUGUAGCUGGACUGAAGUCGAGAACAAGGUGCAUGCAUUCACUCGUGGGGGUAUUAAUAGCCAUCCCGAGCAGGAAUCUAUUUUGAAGAUACUGGAUGAAUUGGAUGGGUUAUUGAGAGAAGCCGGGUAUAAUCCUGAUUGCAGCUAUGCAUUGCACGAUGUAGACGAGGAAGAGAAAGUCAAUAGCCUGAAAUAUCAUAGCGAGAGACUAGCGGUAGCUUAUGCUCUUUUAAAGCUAUCUGAAGGAAUACCCAUCCGAGUCAUGAAGAACCUUAGAGUUUGUAGUGAUUGCCACACAGCAAUAAAAAUAAUCUCUAAGGUGAAAGAGAGGGAGAUCAUUCUAAGAGAUGCAAACAGAUUCCAUCACUUCAGAAACGGAGAGUGUUCCUGUAAAGAUUACUGGUGAGAUUCAAUAAAUGCCAAGCAGAAUGUUUUUUUUUAAUCUUAGGCUUAGCUAUCAAUCCUCGUUGGAGCGUUGGCAAAAUGGAGUAAUUCUCGCAAACCAUAGGAACUUGCUCAGCCAUUGAUGAGAG